GAGACAAAGAGAUUAGCUAAAUUCUCUUGUUGGGAGGAAUAGUAUAUUUACACAAUUAUUUUUCAAUUUGAAAUACAAAUCUUCAACCUACAAACGUUAUGAUGGUUUGCAAAUUGAAUUUGAUUAUUAUGCUUUAUAAAUUGAAUAGUUCUUGAAUUUUAUUUUAUUAUUUCACUUUUUUAGUACUAAGAAUAAAAAUUAUAAUAAACACCAAAAUCAAGCAUGGCCUCUUUGAUCAUAAAGUAUCCAUUAGUUAAUACAUCAUCAACUCAUGCAUCCUUAUCUUGUGUAUCUUCUGCUGCGCGUUUGAUUUUCCUUGCUCAACCCUUUUUCAAAAACUCAAUCUGCAAACGGAAUUACCAUUCUUGUCAACCCUUGAUCGUUUCUAGUCGACGAACAAUCUCCAUGAAAACUGCGUCUUCAUCUGAUUCACAACAUAAAUGUUAUGCGUCUGCUUCUUUCCAGGGUUCAGAGUCAUUUUUCAGAAGCGUGCUGCAAAGUAUGGAGACUGUUUAUUUGAAUAGGAACCCAACUGCCAAAAGAGUGUUGGAGCUUGUUCAUUCAGCAGGAAAUGAUAGGAUUAUUUAUGAUCAUUUUGCCUUUCGAACUUUUGGGGUGAAUGGUCAUGGCAUUGAUUCAAUGGCUGAGAUCUUUCUUGACUUUGGUUACAUUCAAAAAGAUGAACUCAGGUUUCCUGCUAAGAAAUUGAAGGCAUAUUGGUUCUCUCCUCCUGCUGUUUCCUGUGAAGAUGGCAGUGGCGUAAAUGGACCUUUGCCAAGGAUCUUUAUUUCAGAGCUUCUUGUUGACCAAAUGAGUCCUGAAGCUCAGGAAAUAAUAAAAAAAUAUACUGGAAUGUCUGGAAAGGGAAACAAAUAUGCAGCUCUUGCCAGUGCGCAAGGGUCAUUGACAUGGCAGAAACCCUCGCUUUCAGAAUUUCAACGAUUAGCACGAGAAAGUGAAUAUGCUGCAUGGACCCUUGUUAAUGGGUAUGCUCUGAAUCACGUCACCAUUUCGACUCACUGGCUGAACUCUCACUUAAAAAAUAUUAACCACCUUAACCAGUUCAUUGAGGAUAAUGGAUUCAACUUAAAUUCUGAAGGAGGAGCUUUGAAAGUAAGCCCAGAUGGUUUAUUGCUGCAAAGUUCAACUGUAGCAGAUUCAAUGCCGUUCCGAUUUGCCGAUGGAGAGAUAGAAUCGGUUCCAUGUUCAUACAUAGAGUUUGCUGAAAGGCUUGUACUUGCACAAUACAAAACUUUACCCGAUAAAGAGGUAAAGGAAUUUCAUCGACGUGAUGGGUUUGAGGUUGGAAAUGCCGACAAGAUAUUUGAGAGCACCUCUAUGGAGCAACUUAAACAAAGAGCUACAUAGAAAAUUGUUGAUCUCCAUCCCGUUCAUGUAAAUAAUCUUCGGCAGUGAGGCUGUUUUAUGGUAUAUAGAUAAAAUUUAGAAAAAAAAAAAAAAUCCGUUGAAACUGCUUUUGGAUGAUGAAAUAGACUUGAUAUGGGUUUAUUGUCGCAAUUUGCUCAUUCGAUCA
Messenger RNA from Amaranthus tricolor (Joseph's coat), 1534 nucleotides. RefSeq lists its product as uncharacterized. Bases 223 to 1368 code for a protein of 381 amino acids. NCBI's taxonomy places the organism in Eukaryota, Viridiplantae, Streptophyta, Magnoliopsida, Caryophyllales, Amaranthaceae. The transcript has 7 exons. Gene Ontology annotation, molecular function: oxidoreductase activity. The record is from RefSeq and is a predicted model, not a curated record.